GGAGGAUCCCAUGGUUUUAGGAGGCAUGGACUUUAGAGGGUGGCUGGAUCCAGGACCUCUGGGUGGUAGGGAUGCCCGUGAAUCAGUCUCAGGGAUGUCUGACAGCAGGAGCCUCGGAGCUCUUGCUGGGAUGUUAAGACCCUUUACUGCGCCGGGAGCGGUCAGUGGGGUACAGAAGGGCUGGGGGUACCCUCAGGAGGUCUCAGGCAGAGGGGGCCAGCUGCUGUGCCCAAGGGUGGCUGUAGGUCCCCUGGGGUGACAGGCCUGGCUGUGUCCUUCCCCAGAACUGUCCUGUACAGACCAUGGACCCUGAGGUGUCCCUGUUGCUGCAGUGCCCUCCCCGGGGACUGCCUAAGGAGCAGGUACGGGCUGAGCUGAGCCCAGCCUACGACCGUCGCCCAUUGCCAGGAGGAGACAAGGCCAUCACUGCCAUCUGGGAGAGCCGGCUUCAGGCCCAGCCCUGGCUCUUUGACGCCCCGAAGUUCCGCCUGCACUCCGCCACACUGGUGCCCACUGGCUCAUCAGGGCCACAGCUGCUCCUGCGCCUGGGCCUUACUUCUUAUCGAGACUUCCUGGGCACCAACUGGGCCAGUUCAGCUGCCUGGCUGCGACAGCAGGGGGCCACCGAUUGGGGAGACAAGCAAGCCUACCUAGCAGACCCCCUAGGGGUAGGCGCCGCACUGGUCACCGCGGACGACUUCCUUGUCUUCCUGCGCCGCUCUGGGCAGGUGGCUGAGGCACCUGGGCUGGUGGAUGUUCCUGGUGGGCACCCUGAGCCUCAGGCGCUGUGCCCAGGUGACAGCCCCCUGCACAAGGACCUCCCUGGGGAGCUGGUGGUGCAUGAGCUCUUUUCCAGUGUCCUCCAGGAGAUCUGUGAUGAGGUGAACCUGCCACUGCUCACCCUGAGCCAGCCACUGUUAUUGGGCAUUGCCAGCAAUGAGACUAGUGCCGGCCGUGCCAGUGCCGAGUUCUACGUCCAGUGCAGCCUGACUUCUGAGCAGGUGAGGAAGCACUACAUGAGUGGGGGACCUGAGGCCCACGAAUCCACAGGAAUCAUCUUUGUAGAGACACAGGUUCGAGAGUGUGCCUAGGUUGCAGGAGAUGGAAAUGUGGACUGAGAUCUGUCCCUCGGCCAAAGGCGCCAUCUUCCUCUACAACCGGGUCCAGGGAGGUUCCACCUGAGUCGCCCUAGAUUCCCCAGCCCUAUCACCACAGCUCGGAAGACAAUAAAGGACUUUAUUCUUGGA
Molecule: messenger RNA, 1247 nt
Organism: Vicugna pacos (alpaca)
Lineage: Eukaryota; Metazoa; Chordata; Mammalia; Artiodactyla; Camelidae
Source: RefSeq, a predicted model, not a curated record